This is a messenger RNA of Heterocephalus glaber (naked mole-rat), 1343 nucleotides long. RefSeq names its product abhydrolase domain containing 10, depalmitoylase (gene Abhd10). Gene Ontology annotation, biological process: protein depalmitoylation. Gene Ontology annotation, cellular component: mitochondrion. Lineage: Eukaryota; Metazoa; Chordata; Mammalia; Rodentia; Bathyergidae. The record is from RefSeq and is a predicted model, not a curated record. Gene Ontology annotation, molecular function: palmitoyl-(protein) hydrolase activity; hydrolase activity, hydrolyzing O-glycosyl compounds.
CAAAAUUCUGCCUCCCCUCGGACGGCACACGCACAGCCUCCGAACCGCGCGUUCGGAGCAGUCCGGAGCGCGGUGGCCGAUGGGAAGAUGGCGGGCGUGUUCCUGAUAGCUUCGGGGUCUUGUCGCAGCUGGGGCUGGGCAGCAGCCUCUUUCGGCCCCCACCAGGGCCUCAGCGCGUUACUAACACGGAAGCCCCAGCGGGCGCCCCGGCGGCUCCCAGCUUGCAGACAAAAGACAUCAUUCUCUUUCCUUAAUCGACCAGACCUUCCAAAACUGGCUUAUAAGAGGCUAAAAGGCAAAAAUCCAGGAAUUAUCUUCAUUCCUGGCUACAUCUCUAACAUGAAUGGUACAAAAGCAUUGGCGAUUGAGGAAUUUUGCAGAUCUCUAGGGCAUGCCUACAUAAGGUUUGAUUACUCAGGAGUUGGAAAUUCAGAGGGUAACUUAGAAGAAUGCACAGUGGGGAAAUGGAGAAAAGAUGUUCUUUCUAUAAUUGAUGAUAUAGCUGUAGGACCACAGAUACUGGUUGGAUCUAGCCUUGGUGGGUGGCUUAUGCUUCACGCUGCACUUGCACGACCGGAAAAGGUCAUGGCUCUUGUUGGUGUAGCUACAGCUGCAGAUGCCCUAGUGACACAGUUCAAUCAGCUUCCUGUAGAGGUAAAAAAAGAAGUAGAGAUAAAAGGCACAUGGUCCCUGCCAUCAAAAUACCACAAAGACGGCUUCUAUCGCAUUCAGUACAGUUUCAUUAAGGAAGCGGAGCACCACUGCUUGUUGCAUAGCCCCAUUCCUGUGAACUGCCCUAUAAGAUUGCUCCAUGGCAUGAAGGAUGACAUCGUACCGUGGCAUACGUCCAUGCAGGUGGCUGACCAAGUGCUCAGCACUGAUGUGGAUGUCAUCCUCCGAAAAGAUAGUGAUCACCGAAUGAAGGAAAAGGCAGACAUACAGCUUCUUACUUACACGAUUGAUGACUUAAUAGACAAACUUUCAACUAUAGUUAACUAGAAUCAUUUUUAAUUGGUAUGUAAACUAACAUAUCCAGAAGAUUGCAAGGGGAAUAGAAAAUCAAAGAUCUUAAUCCUUUAGGGUUUUCCCUCUUACCUCUGUUUGUAAAUAUCAGAUAAGCAUUUAUUUAAUGCUUAUCUGUCUCUGCACAGAUAAUACAAAUUGUGGCAAAAAUACCGGCUGCUGUUUGGACAAUUUUCUCCUUCCUAUAAUCUUUCAUUUUUUAAUUAAAAUAAUUCCUAUUUUUUAUCCAAGAGAUGUUUACCUUUCUUAUGAUUAUGUUAGCUGGGCCAGCUCUUAUGCUCUUAUCUACUUAGAAUUAUUAAUAAAGCUUGAAUACUUUG